Molecule: messenger RNA, 4152 nt
Organism: Scophthalmus maximus (turbot)
Lineage: Eukaryota; Metazoa; Chordata; Actinopteri; Pleuronectiformes; Scophthalmidae
Product: hyaluronidase-5
Exons: 4
Coding region: 745-2190 (481 amino acids)
Biological process (GO): hyaluronan catabolic process; carbohydrate metabolic process
Cellular component (GO): acrosomal vesicle
Molecular function (GO): hyalurononglucosaminidase activity
Source: RefSeq, a predicted model, not a curated record
CUCACUUAAUGAUGUCUCCUUUAACGGUUUCUUUUAGGUUCAAAGGUUUAUUGGUGUUUUUCCAAGGUUUUAACCUGGUUAAACUAUACUGGGGGUUGAGUCCACCAGCAGCAGUUUCACCUCGAAUAUAACCUGUCAAGAGUAUAAUUAAGAGUAUAAUAUAAUAAUUUUCUGAAAUUACAGAAAUCAUAAAACUGUCAGACCGAGGAGAUGCUUGUAACCUGCCUGGAGACAGGGAGACUGUACUGUAGUUCCACAUCGCCUCAUGAAGAUACUAAUGUUAACACUGUGCAGAGUGUGUUCAACUGUAAAUCUGUCAGUUAGUGGCGUUUACUGUCUUUACACCGACUUACACUGUUAGUCCUUACUGCUGGUCAGGCAGUAAAAUCAGUUGAAUAGAUUAGAACCUGUAAAAAUGCUCAAACAUGCAGAUGAGAAACAGUUAUCUAAGAGGCAGAAGAUAUGACCAUGAGAGACUGUGGACAUCAAACUAUAAUUAGAACUGAGUGUAUCUGUGUCCAGUUUCAAUUCGCUCUUCGUGUUUUCAAUUCACCCAGCCUCAUGUAACACAGAGUUGAUAUUAUUAGACACCAGUCCCAAACAUCACCCUACAAUAUCUGUGCAGUAUGUUGUCAGAUUCAGGGUCAAAGCAAAUAUUACGCAGAAAUAACAGUAUGUGUUUCUUACAAACUAGCAGCAGGAUAUCCACAUGGUCUCUCAGUCAGAUAAGAUUCCUGAUUAAAAAUGAAUCUAGUCAAACUGCUUUGUGACAAACAGCACAUAUUCGUCUUAAUCACCAUGUUGGUACUGCUGAGCUCAGGCCAGGAUUUACCAAGGACAGACCCUCCAAUCCGUGCUGACCAACCCUUUCUUUUCAUGUGGAAUGCCCCAACUGAGCUGUGUGACAUACGCUUUGGCAUGCCCCUUGACCUCUCCUACUUCCACUUAGUCAGCAGCACGCUUAAAACAGCGACAAACCAGAGCAUCUCCAUAUUCUACAUCGACCGUUUUGGCCUCUUUCCCUAUGUGGAUGAAGACACUGGUGAGGUGCACGAUGACGGUCUGCCACAGUUGAUAGACCUGCAGGAGCACCACGAGCUGGCCGAGGAUGACAUUGAGCACUAUAUUCCCGCUCACCAGCCAGGCCUUGCUGUGCUUGACUUUGAGGAGUGGAGGCCACAGUGGGUUCGAAACUGGGGCAGCAAAGAUAUCUAUCGACAGAUCUCCAUUGAAACUGUCAAGAAGAAAAACGGGUCAUUGUCUGACGACGAGGCGGAGGAUCGGGCAAAGUUUGUGUUCGAACGCGCAGCUAAGAGGUACUUCCUCCGCUCCAUCCGCAUUGGGAAGAGGCUAAGGCCCAAAAGACUCUGGGGUUACUACUUGUACCCUGACUGCUACAACUACAACUACAACAAUGACAUGGCAGGCUUCACUGGAGACUGCCCCGCCAUUGAGAAGGACAGGAACAAUGAUCUGGUGUGGCUCUGGAGUGAGUCCACAGCACUCUUUCCGUCCAUUUAUUUGGAGCUGGUGCUCAGAGACUCCCAAGAAGCCCGGCUGUUCGUCCGCCAUCGAAUCCAGGAGGCCAUCAGGGUGUCAACACUCCCCAAAAGCACCUACUCUAUCCCAGUCUAUGCCUACAUCCGCCCUGUGUACAAGGACAGCACUGAUGACUACAUGUCAGAGUUUGAUCUGGUCAACACCAUCGGAGAAGCUGCUGCUCUCGGCGCCGCAGGUGUCAUUUCCUGGGGAGACAUGAACGUCACAGAAACAGAGGACUCCUGUUUUGAUGCUCGACGCCACUUGGAGCAGGUAAUGAACCCAUACAUCCUCAAUGUCUCCACGGCAACGCAACUCUGCAGCAUGGCGCUCUGCCAGGGCCGUGGUCGCUGUGUGAGGAAGCGCUCGGACGACGAUGUCUUCCUGCACCUUGAUCCGCGUCGAUACCGGAUCCAGCGACAGCGUCGUGGCGGCCCGCUCACUGUGAGCGGCGGCCUCUCACAGGACGACAUCAGCUCGUUCGACCGGAGCUUUGACUGCAUGUGCUUCAGCGAAGAGUCAUGCAGAUCGGUUCUGACGCUCAACGUCAUCAAUGAGGCCUUCAGCACUGGGAGAAAUCGAGGCGCUGACAAGCCUAGGCCCCUCCUGCUGGUCAUGAUACUUCUCUGUCUGAAGUAUGUUGCGAUGUGACUAGGUCACGAUGAUAAUAUUUUUACACUGUCAUUUGAGUUUUUGUGUUAUGUUAAGCGCUUAUCAGCAAAUGUUAGCAUAUAAACAUGCUAAGCUAAGAUGGUGGAUAUCACACCUAUCCUGUGUGGGCCUGUUGACACAAGAUAGAUCAUCGUCUGCUGUCGUCAAAUGAAUCUUAAUAUUACAGCCAUGCAGUUGUCCAUUACAAAGAGACUGUUCAGAAUAGAAACGAUAACACAAUAAAACUGAAAUCCUACUGUAUUCCCAUUGUUGUCCACUCAAGGGGGGUAAGAGUGCAGCAGAUGUUCAUGUCAGGCAAGGCAAGUAAACACACUGUAAAAACACAACAAGUUGAGUUAUUUUAACAAGAAAAGAAAAUGCAUAAUCUUUUCAUAAGCCAUUUUCUGUACAAAAUCAAUUUAAAACACCAUUCAGAGAUCCUGCAGCAUUAGAUAAAAUAAACACUUGGCAAUGGAACAGAAUCGUACAGGAGUGAUGAUGAGAGCUGCAAGCAGCACUGAAGGGCCCUUACACCUUUGUGCACGUCAGGGGACAGUGCAGAUGCUUUGCUGUUACCGUGGAGCGACAUGAUUGGGUUUUAGACUAAGUAUCAGACUGUUGUGAUGUGUGAAUAGAUCAUGCACAUGGAAGUGGUGCACAUGGAUUCUACUUGGCAUACAUGGCAUUUAUGCAAAACUUCAGGCCAGUACUCUUGUGAAAAUUAGUAAAAAUCUGAUUGUGUGUAGUCUAGUUCCAAUACUUUGAAUUUUCAUGGCGAAGGAUCUAAAAUAGAUAUGUCUCCUAACUUCAGGUUUGUUGAACAGGUGUGGCAAGUUGAUAAAGGCACCAAGUUGGUAACACUGCCUGUAAACGCACUGUGAUAAUGACUGUUUGCUUCAAACCCUUUUGAAAGAGCAACAGCCAAUGUGCAAAGUCCAACACUCAUCCAGACGACCAAUAGUGUAGUCAAUCAGUCAGUCACAGAAGGCGAUUUGUAUGCUUGCCCUCGCUGUUGCAGUGACCAAAAAUUGCGAUUUUGAAAAGUUCAGAUCUGAACUUGUCAUGAGCUGUGGGGAACUGAUGCACCAGAAACAAAGUGACACUGAAAAUUUGCCCAUCCAGAAUCUUUAAUGGAAGGCUAUCAAGCAAGGCUGCUUUACACACACACACACACACACACACACACACACACACACACACACACACACACCCCGACACACACACCCCCUUUUCAGUUCAGUGUUGGUGGCCUGACUACAUUCAACACAGGGGUUCAUCCUCUUGGAGAUGGGUUCUUUUUAGUUAAGAAAUAGAGAGUUAUGACAUGUAAAUGUUUUUCUCUGGGGUGAAUGUGGUGUCAUUAAAUGUCGCCACUGGAUGUUUUCUUCCCCACUAUUAAUCAAAUGGAAGAUGGCCAAAAGCCCAGUUAACUGGUCCAGUUAAUUUAAAAUAUGGACUGUCUUUCUUUUCUCCAAAGUUUGUCCUAAAGAGAAGUUUCCCACAAUCCAAAAACAGCUGGAUAAGAAAACCUGGAUUCACAAAGGUAAAAAAAAAAACCUGCCGACAAAUCUAAGUUUAAAGUUUUAAAUCAAAUAUAAGUCGCUGAUGUAGAUCAUAAUCAUCCUGUUUAUGUCAGCUCCUCCUGUAAAGUAGAACUUAAUGCACCGUGUGUGUCCUCCUGUUGCGGUACACUGGAGAUGCAGUAUUAAGAGACAACCACUAGAUGGCAGGCUAGCGAGGCACUGAGAGGGAGGAGGAUCAGGAGAAAAAACGAGGGGCCUUCACAGGAGCCUUUCUUUUUCGUAUGAAAUUUCGUCUCUGUCUUACUUUUCAUCCAUUGCCGCUCAGCGAGGAAACACAACUAAACUGCACUGAAUUUGAAUCAAAAUUGAAUGAUGCAUUAAAUUUGUUAUUGACUUUGACAAACAAUUUUUGUAUUAAAGAUGGACCCUCAAAAAAGUA